GCUCCUGUACAAUGAGAUUUUACAAACAUGUUUUAUACUUAGUAUAUUAUCUGAAUGAGAACAGCACUGCUAUAUCACAAACUGGGUCAAUAUGAACUUUAAAUCUAUUCAAACAGGAGCGUCUACAGGUCUACUAGCUGGUGUAGAUAUCGAUGUAUAUAUAGAGCCGAUCACACCACACACAGGUAAAGCACGGGACUACACUGAAGGUCGAAAUAUCACGGAGGCCAUUUUGGAUUUAGAGUGAACUACUAAUGUGAACCCGACACCAGAAAUGCUGCACCCCCGGCGCAGUGCGCAGGAAGUCCUACUGUGCGACUCCUGUGAAACUGCUCCGCUACAGAGUCACUGUGAACUGUGUAAUAUAAAUCUCUGUACUAACUGUGUAGGUAAACAUCUCUUGGAUUCGUCUAGAAAACACCGAGUCAUACCGUUCACAGAGAAAAGUUUUGCCCCUAAAGUCUACCCAAAAUGUCCGACACACGCCGACAAACAGAGCGAACUUUACUGCGAGGAAUGUGACGUUCCUGUCUGUUCUACCUGUGUCUCAAAAAAACAUAGAGGGCACAAUUUAUGUGAUGUUCUGGAAAAACUCAGCUCAAAAACGGAAAGUUUACAAAAAGAUUUAGAGGAACUAGAGAGCAGAAUUUAUCCCCGAUAUGAAGAAAUGGCCUCCGAUGUCCAAACUGAGAAAUCCGAGUUAGAAACGAAUUACGGGAAACUGACAACAGCUGCCGACCAACAAGGAGAAGUCUUACACCGGGAGGUCACCGCCAUUAUCAACCAGCGGAAAUCCGACAUCCAGGAGAUGAAACACAAACACCUAUCUACCCUGAAUAAAAAUACAGAAGAAAUCACACAGAAAAUGGCGGAACUCAAACAAAUCAUUUCCGACUUGAAAUCAAUCCUAAAAUCAAAUGACGUCUCUCUAACGUCAACGUACAAAUCUAGGAAUGGCGAGUUCCGACAAUUACCUCCGAAAGUCCGAGUCACAUUACCGAGUUUAUCUCCUCAGAAAAUUAACACAGAAAAGCUCCGUGAAAUGUUUGGUUCUCUGUUACCAUUAUCCAUUAACACAGAACAAGGCUACACAAUGAAGUCAGCAGAAGCUGUAUCGUCUCCUCCAGUCAAACCACUGCUUGAUGAGCCGCGCGUCACCGCCACCAUAGACACUGGGUAUGAUAGAUACGAACUACGCAGUGUUAGCUGUCUGAGUGAAGAUCAAGUCUGGACAUGCGGGGGUAACGAAACCAUGAAGCUGCUCAACCUCCAGAGUAAACUACUGACAUCAAUACAAACCAAGUCAGGGGACACACCGGGGGACAUAGCAGUGACACGGGACGGAGAUCUUGUUUAUACUGAUAGUAACAAUAUAAACCUAAUUAAGAAUGAAAAGAUACAGACCGUGAUCACACUACAGGGGUGGGGACCUUGCUAUGUCUGCUGUACCGCGGAUAACGAUCUUCUGGUUACCAUGGACAGUGAUGAUGGAGAACCAUCCAAAGUCGUGCGUUACUCCGGCUCCACAGAGAAACAAAGCAUUCAGUUUGAUGAUCAGGGUCGUCCUCUCUACUCAUCUGGUGGUUACAAUAAAUACCUCAGUGAGAACAAGAACCUGGAUAUCUGUGUGGCUGACUGUAACGCUAGUGCAGUAGUGGUGGUCAAUCAGUCAGGAAAACUCCGAUUUAGAUACACUGGUCAUCCCUCUAAUACCAAGCAAUCAUUUAAUCCACGCGGCAUCACUACAGACAGCCAGAGUCACAUCCUGACAGCAGACUGGGGCAAUCACCGUAUCCACAUCCUAGAUCAGGACGGACAGUUCCUCCGUUACAUUCACUGUGAUUUAGAUCUUCCAUGGGGUUUAUGUGUGGACAUCAGAGACAACCUCUUUGUGGCUGAGUUAGGCACUGCUAAAGUGAAGAAAAUCCAAUAUCUAUAAUCACGGUGUUAAUUACACAUCUCUACAGUGUUAAUUACAUCUACCAACACAGUGUUAAUUACAUCUACCAACACAGUGUUAAUUACAUCUACCAACACAGUGUUAAUUACAUCUCUGAGUGGAUUACCAGUGUUAAUUACAUCUACAAAAUCUGUCAAUUACAUCUCUAAACAGUGUUAAUUACAGCUGUGUGUUAAUUACAGCCAUGUUUUGUGGUGCGUAACUAUCCUGUGUAUUGACAGUGUAUGUUUGGAUUGUUUGUAUAUACACUACCACCAUAAAUUGCCAUUCCUUUGAGGAUUAAAUGAUGACCAAUAGAUAUAUUUGUAUCAUUGCCUAUGUCAUAUGUUCUCGAGUGUCUUUUGUCUUUGUGUUGUAUUUGUCCUUGUGUGUUUUUAUUGUUGUUAUAGGGUUGUUUCAUUGAUUUGUUUCCCACUAUUAAACGAAUCUACGACCUUAA
Ostrea edulis (European flat oyster) is the source of this 2399-nucleotide messenger RNA. Its product is annotated as tripartite motif-containing protein 3-like. The record is from RefSeq and is a predicted model, not a curated record. NCBI's taxonomy places the organism in Eukaryota, Metazoa, Mollusca, Bivalvia, Ostreida, Ostreidae. The coding region runs from base 275 to 1939 and encodes 554 amino acids. Gene Ontology annotation, molecular function: protein binding; zinc ion binding. The transcript has 2 exons.